Molecule: messenger RNA, 2259 nt
Organism: Nelumbo nucifera (sacred lotus)
Lineage: Eukaryota; Viridiplantae; Streptophyta; Magnoliopsida; Proteales; Nelumbonaceae
Product: protein CUP-SHAPED COTYLEDON 2-like
Biological process (GO): regulation of DNA-templated transcription
Molecular function (GO): DNA binding
Source: RefSeq, a predicted model, not a curated record
AGAGUGGCAGAGAGAGAAAGGAGAGGGCCGUGGAUUUACCUUGUCUCUGUCGAUUCGAUUAUUUAAUCUGGUACUGUGUGCCUGACGGAUGAGAUAUGAAGCAGCCUUAUCGAUUCACGAACAAAUCCUUCUCCUCCUCCUCAACUCGUCGUCUGUCUCUCUUUUUCUCUCUCUCUCUCUAAACUACUUUCUGUUCUCGCUUUCGCUUUCUUCACUGACAGAGAAAUACCUGCACACUUCCUCACGCACGCACGCAUACUCAAAGCCAGAACCACCCCCCCCCCCUCCAUCAAACCCUUCUCUCUCUCUCCAGAGAUGGAUAUGAUAAGGGCUGCAGCUGCAGCAGCAGAAGCACAGAAAGCAGACGAGUACAGAGCAGAAAACGCAGAUUUUCCAACCAGAUCAUACCUUAUUAUUUCGCCUUCCUCCUGCCACUCAAUUCAUCAAAUCCGUAUGAAACCCAUAUAACACUCCUGAAGCGCACCCUCGUCGCAACACCUCGCAAAGCAAGGAGACAGCCACCAUCUCAGCUCUUCUCCUCUAUCUCUAUAGGCGGCUCACUCCCCCGAUCAUGCAGUGAAGCGCUGAGCUCUCGUUAGCUCGUGCUUUUGCACCUGGGUUUUGGUUCAAAUUUGUUUCUCUUGUUCGUACUUCUGUUAUUCGUUCUAGAUUUUAAUGGGUACGCUAUAGUGAAGGCCUUUGUUCUUCUCGUGCUUACGUUUCUUCUGCUCUGCACUUACGAUCCAUGGAAGUUUUGAAGUCUUGUAUCCUAUUUUCUUGAUUUUUCUGUUCCUUUCAACUAUCUCUGGAAGCUUAAGUCCCAUCCUCGGAAUUCUUAGAAAAGUUAAUUCAAUUCUCUGCCUUCCACUCAGUAGCUUAAGCAGUUCAGCUUGGUUCUGCAACUAGGGUUAAAUGGAUAGCUACCACACUUUGGACAACAGCAACGCGCAUUUGCCGCCUGGCUUCCGUUUCCACCCGACAGACGAAGAGCUCAUAACAUAUUACCUAGUUAGGAAGGUCCUUGACAGCAGCUUUACGGGCAGAGCCAUUACUGAAGUUGACCUCAACAAAUGCGAGCCAUGGGAACUUCCUGAGAAAGCGAAGAUGGGAGAGAAGGAGUGGUACUUCUUCAGCCUGAGAGACCGAAAGUAUCCUACUGGGCUUCGAACAAAUAGAGCUACUGAAGCUGGGUACUGGAAAGCCACCGGCAAGGACAGGGAGAUCUACAGCUCUCGAAUGUGUGCACUUGUGGGAAUGAAGAAAACUCUGGUGUUCUACCGGGGAAGAGCUCCAAAGGGGGAGAAAAGCAACUGGGUCAUGCACGAAUAUCGCCUUGAAGGGAAGUUUGCCUACCAUUACCUGUCCAGAAGCUCCAAGGACGAGUGGGUGAUCUCUCGGGUGUUUCAGAAGACUGGCGGUGGUGGCGGCAACGGUGGUACUAGUGGAGGGAAGAAGAACCGUGUUGCCUGUGGCGUUAACCCCUACACCGAAGUUGGGUCUCCGUCCUCGACCUCUCUUCCCCCGCUGCUCGAUUCGUCUUCCUACACUGCAACUACCGGCGUCACUGACCGCGAGAGCUGCUCAUACGACAGCGAGAGCGUAAGGGAGCACGUGUCCUGUUUCUCCACCGUAGCUGCAGCAGCUGCUGCCGCCGCCGCGGCCACAAAUUUCAAUCAACAACCACAGUACCACUUGUCCUCACCGGCUUCCAUCAUGAACGCCGCUGACUUAACCGCCCGGUUCGGAAGGAACGUAGGACUCUCGGCCUUUCCGAGCUUAAGGUCUUUGCAGGAGAAUCCUCAACUGCCGUUCUUCUCGUCUAUUUCGCCGAUGACAGCGAUAUCUGGCUCCCAGAACCAUAACAACGACCUGGGCGGGUGCAGUUCGGCGAGAAACUGGCCGGAAUCUGAGCCUCAGAAGAUGGAGACAAGCCGGAUGCCUUUGGGGGCCACCGAGCUCGAUUGCAUGUGGACUUACUGAUCAAUCUCUCUCUCUCUACUACUGUUAUUUAGAAGACUUUCCUUUUUCUAGGGUAAUUAUUAUCUUCUAAGUAUAAGAUGAUCUGAUAUAUGACGGAUAUGUAUGUUCAUGAGUUCAUCUUCUGAAUGUCUUGGACUCUUUUAGCUGUCAAAGAAUGUCCUUGGUUCUUUUCUGAUUCUCAUUAGAUGUAAUCAAAGCUGCUGAACGACGAAAGCUAGUUACUCCUCUAGAGAUGUCAACCUAUCAUGUUAAUUAUUAGCUAUCAUUCCUUUUCUCUGA